Molecule: messenger RNA, 2352 nt
Organism: Pelmatolapia mariae (spotted tilapia)
Lineage: Eukaryota; Metazoa; Chordata; Actinopteri; Cichliformes; Cichlidae
Exons: 5
Coding region: 254-910 (218 amino acids)
Source: RefSeq, a predicted model, not a curated record
GAGAGAGAGAAAAAUGCGGAUCUUGCCUACUUCUCCUGACAUCAGCAUUUGUGUGUGCACUUCCUGUCUGGAAUGGCCGAUCGCUUUAAGUGCAAGAGGCCUGUAUCACAUGGAAAACUGCCGAGGAAAAUCUGGAUGUAGCUUUACAUGACAACUCCUGAAUUGCUAGAAGAGAGAGUGCAGACAGUCCUAAGAGGGCUCAGCGUUAACCCUUCUGUGCUAUUCACUACCUGCACUUCCUGGAGCUGGUGAGAUGGAGGAAGCUUACAAUGAGCUCUACCAGCAGUUUCUUUGCCUGAGGUCACUUUGUCUGAAACAGGCAGCUCUGCUGCAGCAACUCACAACAGCCCUGCAGAAACAGCAAGGUGCAUCUAUUCCUAAUGGAGAAUUAAGUAAUGUGAUGUCCGUUCCUGUUCAGUUUACCCAUGAAAUCCCUACAUAUCUCCUUGAGAAACCUCAAACAUUAACAUCCGUGACACAAAUCCCUGCAGCACAGUGUGGAGCUGAUUACCAUUCAAGAAAUACAAAGAGCUUCCCCGAUCUCCUUGCUGAUGAUAUGACCAAGCUCUGCGUUGAUGUGCCCUCUCAAAGAAAGGAAAGUGUUAAGGCGGAGAACAAAUUCCCAUUGUUGUUACCACUGGACUCCUUGGCGUGCCAUGGAGCCUCUUCCAAUGAAUCCAGAAAUUCAAAGCAAAAUCAUCCUGCUGGAGACAGAACUCUACGCACAAUCAGGAUGCCUGUGAUGGACUGCUGCACCCUGAUUAAUGACUUCCAAGGUGGAUCUGGUGGGGCGAUGUUGUCGGACGUGGCUCUGCAGUCUCACAUUUGUGAGUUUUGCCAGGCAGUUUUCCCUGGACACACAACUACAAGAGGAGAGUUCCUACGACAUCUGAACACUCACGUCACCUAGAUUAAAUGAUGUUUCCUCUUGACGUAUGACUGACAGUAUGUGUUAAAAUGAUAGUCUUUGAUGGUGCAUGCAUAAACCAAUCAGUCUGAUCCCAGGAUUGAAAUGGACCUGCAGUUUAGCUCUUUGUCUCUGAAUGAACUGUGCAGAUGCUGAUACAGCUUUUCGGUCUCUUUCAUCUAAAAUGAAAGGCAGAAACAGACUUUAGAGCUUAAAUGAUCACAAAGUUCUGGGAAUGGGCAUAUUAAAUAAAUAACUUCAUCUGAUUUAAAUGAGCAAAUUUCCCCUGGUUAAACUGCAGUAUGCAUGAUGUUGGUGGUCCACAGAGUGACUUUUUUAAAAAGCAGCUGUAAUGGAAGCUGUCUGAAGAUGCCCAAGAACUGACCCUGAGGGGGAGAUCAGACAAAUUUAUAUCGGGUUUGCAUUUUGAUUUUUAUCAGCCUCUUCCUGGAACCUACUAUAAUAAAACCACCAUGACGUCACUCACUCACCCAUUCAGUCUGUGGACUGUUGAAGCCUCAUUGAGCAUUUUGGCUGUCACCAUCUGGGAUCCCCCAGGUGGGUCUUACUGAAAAACUGAGGACAGUGCACACCAAUGAUACCGACUUACACAAACCCCGCUUCACUGUCUGUUUUACUCUAUAUGAGACCAUAAAUCAUGAAAUGAACAUAAUGUGAGGCAAGUGUUUACCGAAGUCUUAAAUCAAGCAACAUGGCAACAUUUUCUCAAAGACUUCUAUAUAAUCUCUAUUUAUCUGUUCAGAGCAUUCAGUAGAAGCAGCCUGUGCAGUCCAUAUACUUUAUCACUCGCUAUUAAUCAUGGGUACAUUACACCUAAGCUCUCUGUGUUUCUGACAAGACACUAGUAGUGUCUUUUCUUUAGGCUAUGUAGCGUCAAAGUCAAUUUAAGGCAGCUGGUCUUCUUGUAUGCUGUGAUGUUUUAAUGCAGCUAGAAAACACAAACUUUUGCCAACUAAAAGAAUCCACUGGAUUUUAUUCUAAAUAAAUCUAAGUGUUCAGGGGAAUAGGACCCAGAAAAAAGAUAGAAUAGCCCAUUUUCAAUUAAGGUUUCUCUCAGUCCUAAAAGCUAACCUUUACCAAUAUUCAUAAAUCAUGGGUUCACAAAUUCAUGCCCAUGUUUAUCUACUUUUGUUGGUUAUUUAAUUUUUGCAUUGCUGAUAAAGGCACGUAUGGAAAAUAAAACCCUGUGUUGUUCAUGACCUCAAGUAACGGCUAGAAAAAAAGCAAGUAACUUUCCACAUGGUGUCAUCCUCUUCUAAUCUAAAGCAAACCUGCUUAGAUGGGUGACUAACCAGCUGAUGGUUUAUUGUCUGCUGGUUAUGUGAUGCUAAUUUUACAUGCAUCUGUUCUGGAUGGAAAUUUAUUAUUUUUUCUUAAUUCUUAUUCCUAAAAAUAUGCCACUAUUUUAAACAAUCUUUUUAAGC